Messenger RNA from Branchiostoma belcheri (Belcher's lancelet), 1425 nucleotides. RefSeq names its product zinc finger protein 239-like. Gene Ontology annotation, cellular component: nucleus. Gene Ontology annotation, molecular function: DNA-binding transcription activator activity, RNA polymerase II-specific; RNA polymerase II cis-regulatory region sequence-specific DNA binding. Lineage: Eukaryota; Metazoa; Chordata; Leptocardii; Amphioxiformes; Branchiostomatidae. The transcript is spliced from 2 exons. The record is from RefSeq and is a predicted model, not a curated record. Gene Ontology annotation, biological process: regulation of transcription by RNA polymerase II. Bases 220 to 1275 code for a protein of 351 amino acids.
CUGUGACCUAGCGACACGACGGAAGGAAUGCCAGAGUCCCGGUGUACGUGAAGAAGAAAUUAAAACAUCUUGGAAAGCAGGUUAGACAUGCCAGCAGCAGGACAAGGGUCUUCCUCUAAUGUUGUUCUUGUGUGAUGGGUCUCCUAUUGGGGUUUCCAACGUUGACUGCGACAGCAAAACAAGAAUGUUGAAGACUAGACGGCAGCAGAAAGGGUCAACAUGAAUAAGGCUGGUAAGAAACGCUACAUGUGUGGGGAGUGUGGGUACAGGACUGAUCGAAAGUCAGUGUUAUCCCAACAUGAGAGAAUCCAUACAGGAGAAAGACCCUACAAGUGUGACCAGUGUGAUUAUUCUGCAGCACGAGAAGAUACCUUGGUCCGACAUCUAGCAGGUCACACUGGCGAGAAACCCUACAAAUGUGACCAGUGUGAGUUCAGUACGGCUGGGAGAUCAAAUAUUUUCAUGCAUAUGAGAACUCAUACAGGAGAAAAACCUUACAAGUGUGACCAGUGUGACUAUUCUGCUAAACAGAAAAGUUCAUUAAACUGCCAUAUGGCAAAACACACUGGUAAAAAACCAUUCAUGUGUGAGGAGUGUGGAUUCAGGACAGCUGACAGAUCGAACUUAUCAAAACAUAUGAGAACCCAUACAGGAGAAAAACCCUACAAGUGUGACCAAUGUGACUAUUCUGCAGCAAAGAAAUCCGGCUUAGAUGCCCACCUUGCAAAACACACAGGUAAAAAACCUUACAUGUGUGGGGAAUGUUCGUACUCGACUGCAGUAAGGUCUGACUUGUUAAAACAUAUGAGAACACAUACAGGAGAAAAACCCUACAAGUGUGACCAGUGUGACUAUUCUACAGCACACAAUUCUUCCUUUUACCGACAUCUAGCAAAACACGCUGGUGAGAAACCUUACAUGUGUGGGGAGUGUGGGUACAGGACAUUGCGAAAGUGUACCUUACUCCUACACAUGGCAACCCAUACAGGAGAAAAACCCUACAAGUGUGACCAAUGUGAUUAUUGUGUAGUACAGAAAGCUGAAUUAAAGCGUCAUCUCAGAAAACACACCGGUGAGAAACCCUACAUGUGUGGGGAGUGUGGGCACAGGACAGCUGACAGUUCCCACAUGUCCCGACAUAUGAGAACCCAUGCAGGAGGAAAACCCUACAAAUGUGACCAGUGUAACUAUUCUUCAGCCACUAGGUCUGUCCUAUCCCGACAUGAAAAAAUUCACAUGAAAGGCGCUACCUCUACAACUGUGACUCUCUCGUAGUGCCAUUCAGUACACCCAAUCUUCUGUUCUUUGUAUUGAUAGAAAGCUUAAUGAUAUGUCACAGUAAUGUUCAAAACGGUCCAUGAGGCUAGCCCUCCCAGCAGGAUAACAACAAUUAGGAACAGGUAACAGUUAACGGUGUCGGUUACA